AUGGCUACAGGGGAGCAGAGGCAACAGGAGCGACGCCGGCAGAGGGCUCGGCAGCAAGAGCUGCUCCAGCCAGAGAUCCUGGGCAAGCACCCCCUGCAGAACAGGUGGGCACUGUGGUUUUUCAAGAAUGACAAGAGCAAGAUGUGGCAGGCAAACCUGCGCCUCAUCACCAAAUUUAGCACUGUGGAGGACUUCUGGGCGCUCUACAGUCACAUCCAGCUCGCCAGCAAGCUCGCAGCUGGCUGUGACUACUCUCUCUUCAAGGAUGGCAUUGAGCCCAUGUGGGAGGACAGCCAGAACAAGCGUGGUGGGCGCUGGCUCAUCACCCUGGCCAAGCAGCAGCGGCACACUGAGCUGGACCGUUUCUGGCUGGACACAAUGCUGUGCCUCAUUGGGGAGAUGUUUGAUGAGUACAGCGAUGAGGUGUGCGGGGCUGUCAUCAACAUCCGCACCAAGGGGGACAAGAUUGCCAUCUGGACCCGGGAGGCAGAGAACCAGGAAGGCGUCACCCACAUUGGGCGUGUCUACAAGGAGCACCUGGGCCUGUCACAGAAGGUGGCCAUUGGCUACCAGGCUCACGCGGAUACAGCCACCAAGAGCGGCUCCCUUGCCAAGACCAAGUUUGUGGUGUGACUGCAGGGAGAGUGGAGAGCUGCCUAAGAAGUUCCCAUGUACUGUUUCACAAUGAAUUUCUGCAUCUGAGCAUGAUCUGUCUCUCCAGGGCUCUUGGCAACCUAGGGUGGCUCCUGUUUGUUGGGGAGGUUUCCUGGGAGGGAGAGGAUGAUGUGCCAUAUCCUGGUCUCUUCAUUCUGGGUGAGCAGGGACAGAAGCACAGA
Ficedula albicollis (Collared flycatcher) is the source of this 836-nucleotide messenger RNA. It is a transcript of the gene EIF4E1B, whose product is annotated as eukaryotic translation initiation factor 4E family member 1B. The record is from RefSeq and is a predicted model, not a curated record. The transcript has 7 exons. Gene Ontology annotation, cellular component: eukaryotic translation initiation factor 4F complex; cytoplasm. NCBI's taxonomy places the organism in Eukaryota, Metazoa, Chordata, Aves, Passeriformes, Muscicapidae. Gene Ontology annotation, biological process: translational initiation. The coding region runs from base 1 to 633 and encodes 210 amino acids. Gene Ontology annotation, molecular function: RNA 7-methylguanosine cap binding; translation initiation factor activity.